AUGGCAGAAGAAGAGGAAAAGAAGCAAGUGAUCGCUGGAUCGUCCGGUACGAAUAGAGUCGCGAACAAUUUUGGAUCGUUUGAUAAUUACGUCGCGGGUGAUGAUUUUGAGGUGUAUGAGGAAAGAAUGGUUCAACACUUUCUUUUACACGAUGUUCCGAGGAACAGAAAAGUGCCGUUUCUAUUAACGCAUUUAGGAAUGGACACGUACGCCAUUCUUAAGAAGAUUUUGCAACCAGUGAAUCCGAGUUCCAAAACGUAUCCAGAGCUAGUAACAGCUCUGAAAAAGCAUUUUAGACCGGAUGUGAAUAAAAUAUCGGAACGUUACCGGUUCCACCAGGCUGAUCAAAAAGCGGGUCAGACAAUGUCAGAAUACGUAGUGGAAUUAAAAGCUCUCGCGGAAAAGUGUGAAUUCGAUAACUUUUUAACAGAAGCUCUCCGAGAUAGAUUCGUGUUUGGUAUCUAUGAUAGCAAGUUACGCACUCAUCUGUUGAAACAGAAAAAAAUGUCGUUCGAAAACGCAUUAGAUGAAUCGUUAAAUUGGGAAUUAGCGGAGAAGGAUAAUAAAGUGCGGGAAAACGUGUUGGGUGCGCACGUGGUGCGGCACGGAAAGCAAAAUCGCAAUCGUAGCAAAAGUCGUUCGAGGUUCACAAAUAGCAAUGGCGGUCAAAAAAAUCAAUAUGGCCGGCGAAAAGUGUGCGAGAAAUGUGGUCGUGAUCAUGAGCAGGGGAAGUGUCCAGCAAGAAGCUGGAAAUGCUUCGCGUGUGGUAAGCAAGGCCACGCGGCGAACAUGUGCUAUUCGCGAGGAUCGAAGCAAACCCGAAGCGGUAGUCAGGAUUCCAGAAAGAGCCAGACCGUAGGUACGGUUGGUGGUGCGGAUGAUCUGGUGACAGAGAUUGCCAAUCUUCGGAUGCAGUUAAACACGGUCGCGAGCGAUAAAUUGUUGGAAAAAAGCAAAGAAUGGGGCUUGUGCUUGUAUCGAAAGUGGUUCUCGGACAGGCCGUUGUUUGAAAUCAGCGAUGGGUUCUCAACCGUGACGGGACAAGGCAUACAAGUGAUCGGGGGAUUCAAUGCUGAAGUGUCCAGUAGUCAACGAGGACCGAGCAGAAAACUGGCGCUGGUGGUGAUUGAGAGUGGUAAAGCAUUCAGACCACUGCUUGGGCGCACGUGGUUGGAUGUUCUCUGGCCAGGAUGGAGGCGCAAGUUCAAGGAAAGUAUCGUGAGUAUGAAUAGUGUGGAUUGUACCCUGAUAGAUUCUAUUCGAUCGAAAUUCCCUAACGUGAUAUGUGACGAUAACAGUCCAAUUCGUGAUUUUGAAGCAGAAAUAAUCAUGGAAGAUAAUGUGCAACCUAUUUUCCAUGCUGCUUAUUCUCCUCCAUUUCAACAAAGACCAGCUAUUGAAGCAGAAUUGAACAGAUUGUGCGAAGAAAAUGUUCUAAGAAAGGUAGUUUUCAGUAAGUGGGCUUCACCCAUAGUUGUGGUGCCUAAGGCAAAUGGCAGCUUGAGACUGUGCAUUGAUUGUAAAGUAACUAUCAAUCCAUAUUUGCGAUCGGAAUAUUAUCCAUUACCGAGAAUCGACGAUAUAUUCGCGAAGUUGGGAAACAGUAAGUUCUUUUGUGUGAUUGACCUCCGGGGCGCGUAUCAGCAGUUGAAAGUUUCGGAAAAUUCACAACAGUUCCUAACUAUCAAUACGCAUAUAGGACUUUUCCAAUAUUUGCGAUUGCCCUUUGGCGUGGCAACUGCUCCAUCGAUUUUCCAAAGCAUCAUGGAUCAGAUUCUAGGAGACAUAGACGGUUGUGUAACGUAUCUGGAUGAUGCACUGUUAGGAGCAAGAACGCUAGACGAGUGUAGAAAAUUAUUAGAUCAGGUGCUAGAACGUUUGAGUAGAUUCAACGUGAAGAUUAAUACAGAAAAGUGUAAGUUUUUCGUGACGUCAGUGGACUAUUUGGGUCACACCAUCAGUAAGGAUGGAAUCAGGCCAAAUCAGUCUAAGGUAGAUGCAAUAGUAAAUGCACCUGCUCCGAAAAAUAUCAGUGAACUGCAAUCGUACCUAGGGUUGUUGAACUACUAUUCGAAGUUUAUCCCAAACAUCUCCUCAGAGUUAAGAGUUCUGUAUAGAUUACUUCGAAAGGAUGUGCCGUUCAGCUGGAAUAGAGAUUGUGAAGAGUGUUUUGUGAGAAGCAAGCAAUUAAUGGUGAAGAAUAAUUUGUUACAACUCUAUGACUCCAGCAAACCGAUUGUGGUAGCAGCCGAUGCUAGCCCAUAUGGCGUGGGUGCUGUAUUAUCCCAUGUUGUAGAUGGGGAGGAAAAACCAGUGAUUUUUGCCUCGUGUACGUUAUCGCCAGCAGAGAAAAAUUACUCACAGCUUCACCGGGAAGCUUUAGCUAUAAUUUUUGCAGUAAAGCGUUUCCACAAAUACAUUUAUGGACAUCGUUUCAAACUUGUGUCAGAUUGUGAAGCGUUGAAGGAAAUCUACCAUCCACGAAAAGGAACAUCGGUAAUUUCGGCGUCUAGACUUCAACGGUGGGCGGUAAUUUUGUCCAUGUACGAUUAUGAGUGGGAAUACAGACCAAGUAGGAAAAUGGCACAUGCAGAUGCAUUGUCAAGAUUACCAGUGUUAGGUGGCACAGAGAUUGAUGAAUCGUCUAUCAAUAGUUUAGAACAAUAUCCAGAACUACCGUUAAAGACAAGUGAUGUAGCGGAUCUUACAGCAAAGGAUAACAUUCUAUCACAAGUGUAUGAUUUUGUUCAGUUUCAAUGGCCGCAGAUUAUUCCGGAUAGGCUGAAAUACUAUUAUAAUUUACCUAAGGUAAUGAACGGUACGAACGCAGAAAAAGUUAAUGAACAGUUGGAUGAUUUUUUCAAAUUUGUCGGGUUACCAGAGCAGAUUGUGUCGGAUAAUGGACCACCCUUUAGUUCUUUUGAGUUUGUGCGGUAUUGGGAAUCGCUUAAUGUUAAGAUAAUGAAGAGUCCAGUAUAUCAUCCACAAUCAAACGGUGCUGCUGAAAGAGGAGUUCAGACAGUAAAAAGCUUUUCGAAAAAGAGAUUGUUAGAACAACAGGGCGGUAGGAAAACUUUGACUAAGAGAUUGAACGAAAUACUUGCUUGGUACAACAGUACCCCUUGUACGGUAACUAGGAAAUCCCCAAAUACGUACAAGUGA
Armigeres subalbatus is the source of this 3162-nucleotide messenger RNA. RefSeq lists its product as uncharacterized. Bases 1 to 3162 code for a protein of 1053 amino acids. NCBI's taxonomy places the organism in Eukaryota, Metazoa, Arthropoda, Insecta, Diptera, Culicidae. The transcript has 4 exons. Gene Ontology annotation, biological process: DNA integration. Gene Ontology annotation, molecular function: zinc ion binding; nucleic acid binding. The record is from RefSeq and is a predicted model, not a curated record.